CUGACAUGGAAGUUGAAGUUGACGUCAGCAGGUCAGCUGACGAAAUGGUACGUGAGGCUUUCCAAGAUGGCGGCGUCCUUGUGUCGGUGUUAUGGGAUGUUUCUCAGAAACGGUCUGAUCCUGCCCCCCAGCUCAUACAUUUCAGCAUUCCAUAAAGCAGAUGGCCAAAGGAUAUAUAGAGCCAGUGCUGUUGCCUUACAGCUGCGUUCUGCAUCCAGUCGUGGGAAUCCGCGAAAAGGUUUCUUAGGGGAGUUUGUGGACUCCCUGAAGCAAGAACUUAGCAAGAACAACGAGAUGAAGGAGAAUAUAAAGAAAUUCCGUGAAGAGGCCAAAAAGUUGGAGGAGUCGGAUGCUCUACAACAGGCUCGAAAGAAAUAUAAAUCUAUUGAGUCUGAAACUGUGAAAACAUCUGAAGUGCUGAAAAAGACACUGGGGUCAUUCUCUGAAACUGUAAAAGGGAGCUUGGAGGAGGUCAGCCGCACCGACCUGGGCAAGAAGAUAAAGGAGGGUGUGGAAGAGGCAGCCAAGUCUGUGAAGCACUCUGCUGAGUCUGUGUCUAAGAGUGGAGAGAUGCUGGGGAAGACCAGUGCCUUCAGAGCUAUCUCCCAGGGUAUGGAAACGGUGAGGAAGGAGAUCGAUGAUCCUUACAGCGGUCCUUACCGGCCCCCCUCAAGAUUGCGGAAGAGGAGUGAGUUCUCAUUCAAAGGGGCAGAAAAUGAGAGUAGGGUGUUUGACGCUAAUGAAGAGGCAAUGGGUGUUGUCCUGCAUAAGGACUCUAAAUGGUUCCAGCAGUGGAAGGAAUUCAAAGACAACAACAUGGUCUUUAACAGGUUCUUUGAGAUGAAGAUGAAGUAUGAUGAAAGUGAUAACGCCUUAAUCCGAGCAACUCGUGUUGUUACGGACAAAGUCACCGAUUUGAUUGGUGGCCUUUUCUCUAAGACGGAGAUGUCUGAGGUUCUGACUGAGAUCCUGAAGGCUGAUCCCAGCUUUGAUAAGGACCAAUUCCUCCGUCAAUGUGAGCGUGACAUCAUCCCCAAUAUUCUGGAGGCCAUAAUACGUGGUGAGCUGGAGGUUUUGAAAGACUGGUGUUAUGAAGCUACGUAUAGCCAGCUAGCACAUCCCAUCAAGCAGGCUAUUACCAUGGGAUUGCAGUUCCAAUCUAAAAUCCUGGACAUUGACAACAUUGAUCUGGCUAUGGGUAAAAUCAUGGACCAGGGUCCUGUGCUUAUCAUCACCUUCCAGGCACAGGUUGUCAUGGUGAUCCGCAGCUCUAAAGGGGAAGUUGUGGAGGGAGACCCGGAGAAGGUCCUGAGGAUGAUGUAUGUUUGGGCGCUGUGUCGCGACCAGGAAGAGCUGAACCCUCAGGCUGCCUGGAGACUGCUGGACAUGUCUGCCUCCAGCACUGAGCAGGUGCUCUGAGGAGCGAAGCUUGGAAUGGAGGACAGGCCAGAGAUCACACACACACACAAACACAACACACUCUCUGAAUACACAUUAUCCCAUCCAUUUAAUAACACACCUGUAUGCUCAUUCUAGGCAGGGAUUGAGUGUGUUUGUGUUGUCCAGGCAUCAAGUGGAGGGUGUUUGAUAUCAAGAAAGCCAAACGGUGUGCUACAUGGAAUUACAUCUUUUAAAGAUAACAGCUCCCCUGAGUUACAGCCCUUAGCAGCUGUUGUUACCAUGAUCGUAGCUCUCAAAUUCAAUUCAGCUGAGAGGAGAUCAAAUGCCACGUUGGACUUUUUCUCUUCAAGAUCUUCAGGGCUCAGUAUCUGUAGUGUUUCCUUCUCCUGAUGUAGUUGUUCUAUUUGUUGUUGCAACCAGAAUGCUAAAAAAAGAACAGCUCCCAGAUUUCCCACCACUUAGCAGCUGAUGGUGUUUCCCAACAUUUUGUUUGAAGUUGUAUUCGAUGAGGUUUCAUCAAUGCAUCGUGUUUUUGAAAGUCUAGAAAAGGGUAUGUUGCUAAAACAAAUCAAACCGUCCACUUUGCUGUUAGAUUAUUUAAAAUAUGAAAUGAAAUGCACUGGGUGUGCCAAAUAUAUAGUCAUUUUUGACUAUGAUUUGUGAAGCCCUGUGCAAAUGUGUUAUUGCUCUGGGAGGGGGACUUUGACAAAGCAACCUCUCAAAGCCCCACCUCAUCAGUGUGAUGAAGAGGACCAAAGGAGGUGUGCAAACAUAGUUGAAACAUAACAAAGCUGUUUUGUGACUUAUUUAACUGUUUACAUUGGACUGUGAAAUAGGAACCAUCGCAGUAUCUGAGCUAUAAUGUUUCAUAGGAUAUGAGUUCAUAGGAUAUUUCCUAUGAGGAAGCCUCUGUUAAAGUCUAUAUCAUACUUGCCUUUUUUUUCAACGUCAGACCUCGAUAUGGUGUCAAGAAAUUGUAUUCCAUUUUUUAUUUUAUUUUGCCUUUUUCAUCAGCAGCCAUUACAGAGUUUCUGAAAGAGCAAGGACUCCUUGUGUUGCACUUACACUGUAGCUGAUUUUGGUAUGCAACGGUUUCUGUUGUCUAAUGACUGAUGUGGCAUGAUGCUCCUACAGUGGUCAUGCCAUAAGGACCAUGAUUUUAUUCUGUUAAAGUCUGUGCAAAGUUUUGUGGCAGAAAAACUCUGUUUAUUCUAAGCCACUGUUAAGUAGUGAAGUGGUUUCUUCCCAUGCAGGAUAUGACCAGUUAACUAUUCAAGAUGACUGUCUAAAGACCUAUAUUUUUUUCUUUAUCCUGAAAAGAGUUAUCAUAUGAUUUUCUGAGGGUCCACACCAAUUCAUUUUCAGUUCAAUGAGGAUCUCCCACAUGUAAUGAAUUAUAGACACUAGACUAUUUAUGAGGGAGAGAAAGAGAAAGAUUUAGGUUGGUAUAUUGAAGGUACUAUGUAUGACUGUCUAGAUAUUUAAUGCUGAAUUUUGUAAUAAAAUUGUCAAUGUCAAAAUGUA
Messenger RNA from Alosa sapidissima (American shad), 2925 nucleotides. RefSeq names its product mitochondrial import inner membrane translocase subunit TIM44-like. Gene Ontology annotation, cellular component: mitochondrial inner membrane. The record is from RefSeq and is a predicted model, not a curated record. The coding region runs from base 67 to 1419 and encodes 450 amino acids. Gene Ontology annotation, biological process: protein import into mitochondrial matrix. NCBI's taxonomy places the organism in Eukaryota, Metazoa, Chordata, Actinopteri, Clupeiformes, Clupeidae. Gene Ontology annotation, molecular function: protein-folding chaperone binding. The transcript has 13 exons.